AUGCACAAUUUGUUGUCAAAGGGGGACAGUGGAGUCGAGAUUGUUUCGAUAGUAGGGACGGGAGGGGUUGGGAAAACAACUCUUGCUCAAUUAGCCUUUAACGAUCCUGAAGUUAAGGAACAUUUUGAAUUAAAAAAAUGGAUUUGGGUUUCGGAUCCUUUUGACGAGAAGAAGAUUGCAAAAUCAAUUCUUGGGCCCGUUAAGGAGGAUUCCUCCACCUGGGAAUUGGAAAUGUUCUUACAACGUGUGAAAGACUCAGUUUCAAACAAAAGAUUUCUUAUUGUCCUAGAUAAUGUGUCGACUGAGGACCGCAGGAGGUGGGAACCCCUGAAAAACUCUCUCCAGGGUGCCCCCGGAAGUAGAAUUUUGGUGACAACAAGGAGCAAACGGGUUGCAAGAGCGAUAAGCACGGACAAACAGCAACCAUUGGGCGAACUAUCCCAUGAUGAGUGCUGGUCAUUAUUGAGUGAGAUAGCUUUUGGUGGAAAAAGUAAGGAGGAGCGCGAGAAACUAGAAGAUAUUGGAAGAGGAUCGAGGAAGUUGGGAUAUUUGAGAAAACUAAACCAACUUCGAGGAUCUCUACAACUUUUUCUAGGAGACUUGACAGAGUUAGAAGACUUGGUUGACGCUGAGAAUGCAGAAUUGAAAAAUAAGAUAUACAUUCAAGAGUUGAGAUUCUUUUUUUCUGGGGAGGUGAGGGUUGACAUAAUGGAGGCUCUUCAACCACCUCCAAACCUGCAUUAUUUAGGAAUGAGUGGAUACAAGGGCACCCAAUUGCCAGAAUGGAUCACCACAUCCCUUAACUAUUUAAGGGUGCUUAAUUUCUCAUUAUUUGACAACUUCUCAUCUUUGCCCCCGUUGGGAAAACUGCCAAUGCUUGAGGAGCUUAAGAUAUUAUCGAUGCGUAGCAUGAAAUACGUGGGCAAUGAAUUCUUGGGAAUAAUGGAACCGAAUGCGGGACCUGCAUUCCCCAAGUUGAGGAAAUUGGUUUUUAGAGAUUGUUUCAAGUGGGAAAAGUGGGAGGAUAUAACUGGGGAUGAAAAAGACCAUCUCUUAAUAAUGCCAUGUCUCAGGGAGUUGGAAAUCAUUGGUUGCGGCGAGUUAAAGGCAUUGCCACAUUGCCUCCUUCGUACUCUGGAGUAUUUGACUGUCGAGAAUUCCUCAUGUCUAGCUUCGCUUUACGGGGACAGGACUGGAGACGAAUGGGACAAGAUAUCUCACAUUCCCCACAUUAAGGUAGAGAGUUUGGAAGUUCUAAAAAGGAGAAGAUCGAUGUGGAUGAAAGUGAUGAAAGUGAUCGAAGCAGAUGGAUAUGAAAGUGGGCAGAAUAGUGGAGAUACUUCUGACGGAUCUUUGUGUUGA
Molecule: messenger RNA, 1362 nt
Organism: Fraxinus pennsylvanica
Lineage: Eukaryota; Viridiplantae; Streptophyta; Magnoliopsida; Lamiales; Oleaceae
Source: the annotation of a GenBank genome assembly